Ziziphus jujuba (common jujube) is the source of this 1687-nucleotide messenger RNA. RefSeq lists its product as uncharacterized. NCBI's taxonomy places the organism in Eukaryota, Viridiplantae, Streptophyta, Magnoliopsida, Rosales, Rhamnaceae. Bases 158 to 1372 code for a protein of 404 amino acids. The transcript is spliced from 9 exons. Gene Ontology annotation, molecular function: RNA binding. The record is from RefSeq and is a predicted model, not a curated record.
AGGGGAAAAAAAAAAUUACCUCGUGGAACCAGCCUCCCCUUGGUGUCAUCAAAGUCAAUUGCAACGCCUCUGUUAAGAAUGGCGCUGCUGGUAUUGGGGUGGUUAUGAGGAAUCAUGACAAUCCCUUCGCCUGCGUUUGGAGGGCUCUUUUAUCACGAUGUCUGUGGAGAGUAUAGUAAAGUGGAUAUUAGAAGCUACAACAACUAUACUACCGGAGGAGGAAAUAAUACGCCGAGUGGAGUCUCUACAACAAAUCCUACCAGUAGCAUUUCCAAGUGAGUUAAAAAGUAUUUUGGAAACUUUACAGAGUAUCUGGAUAAAAUUCCUUCCAAUGGGUGGUUACUAUAUGUUAAAGAUUUGUAUUAUGAAAACUCUUUUGCGAUUCAAAGAAGAAAUGGUUGACUAUAAAGAAUUUGUUCAUCUUAUCUAUGACAACAUUACACAUGAUGAUGCACUUAAGAUUAAUCAUGGGGAGGAGUUUGCACGCGAUCUAAUGUCGCAGGUGGCCGAUCUUUGUUCCACUGUUUUUGGACCUCGUUGCUGGUUUAGAAUAUUUGAUGAAAUUGAAGUAUUCCGUAAGCAUGGCGGUAUUGAAACCUGCGUUCCUGCCAUCUACUUAGGACGCCACCAUACAGAUGGACAAUGUGUAAUCCAAUAUACUAUUGAUGGUCGUUUGAUUACUGAAGUGGUUCCAAAUAGUAAUAUAUUAGGGAAAAGGAAAAAAAUCCCACUUGGACCUAUUGUGGAGGGUAUGCCAGUAGAAUAUUUUGAUAGGAAUUUCUGGAUACCUACUGUUACAAAGGCGCAAGUGGCAGACAAACACUGGGUAAUAAAAGUGGGAGAAAAACUGUUUGAAGCUUGCACUCGCUACAUGAGGUCUUAUCAGCCUAUUGAUGAACGGAGGCUGUGUGAUGCCAACAAACAGAACUUCACGUUUCUUUGCAGAGACGGCAAAUGCUACAGCUACCCUCAUGUUCUUGGCUUCGAUUGUGAAUCUGAUGAAGAGUCUGAAACUGACUAUGAAGAUGAGCCUGAAACUGAAAAAACAACAAGAGUUAAAUCAAAAACGCCUGUUGCUCCUGAAACUGCUUCUGCAAGGACAUUGUCUGUUUGUAACUUGCCAGAUAGCGUCCAACGAGCUGAUGUGGAAAAUUUUUUUAAAGAUGCUGGUAAAGUUGUUGACCUUCAUUUUUCAACAAAUGAGGAAGGAAUGUUCAGGGUGUCCGGGGCGCAUGUCGAGUUUGACACUGUAGAAGCUGCAAUGAAGGCACUUGACUUGAAUGGCCGAGAUUUGUCUGGUCAUGCUGUGAGAAUUGCUUAUAUGGACUUCAUGGAUGAUGAUAGCCAAUUUCAACAAAGCUUUAGAACUUAGUGGAGGAGAUAAACUUGGAAGAGGCAAAACUCCCAAGGUGAAUUCUGUGAUGGUGCAUGCUGGCAGUGAGAGAGGAAGUGGUAUACCUAAGAAACCUAACAUUUAUUUAAUAGUGUAGUCCAUGCAAGCCGAAUAAUUUCGAGUAUUUGUUUGCCAUCUAGUUUAUUGUUUUAACGUAGCAGUUAAAGAUUUGUUGUAAGUGCCAACAACUCUUAACUUUUGGUUUUGUUGCAUUAAAAGUGAUUUACAUCUUUAUCUUUUUUUGGAUGCUAGUAGAUAUUUGAUACAAAAAGUAUUGAAUUUGUUUUUCUCCAA